Messenger RNA from Amphimedon queenslandica, 332 nucleotides. Its product is annotated as midasin-like. The record is from RefSeq and is a predicted model, not a curated record. Lineage: Eukaryota; Metazoa; Porifera; Demospongiae; Haplosclerida; Niphatidae. The transcript has 3 exons. The annotation marks the transcript as partial. Gene Ontology annotation, biological process: ribosomal large subunit assembly; ribosomal large subunit export from nucleus. Gene Ontology annotation, cellular component: nucleus; preribosome, large subunit precursor.
AUGACUAGUUUAAGGACUCUUUGUCGAGCACUGUCUUAUGCUUUCAAAAAUACUUUUAAAAAUAUCCGUCGCUCAAUUUAUGAGGGUUUGCUAUUAAGUUUCUAUUCCCAGCUAAGAGUGGAGGAUUAUCAAAUCGUUGCUUCCGAAGCUAAGAAAUAUCUCAAACCCUCACUCUCCUCCGCCCAGCCACGCCCUUUAGGGGCAGAGUCAGUACCAGUGGAAGGUUUUUGGGUACCAACAGGAUCAGAAGUUCCAAUAGUACCGGCAGAUUACAUCAUUACUGCUAGCAUACGUAAUAACCUCAAGAAUCUAGCCAGGAUAGUAUCUGGGAG